CUCGUGGUGCAUCUCAUCGAGACGUUGAGAAUCCCUCCCCAAAAGCUGAGACUUGGGUUGGGUAUCCAGACAACCACACCAGUAAAGCACAGCUCGGUAGUAUAGUAGAUGAACAGAAGAAGAAGAUUAUAGUACGAGAGCCAUGGGCCGCAAAGGCAAAGGGAGUAGCAAAAAGGGCGGCAAGCAGAGAAAGAGCCACGACGAUAGUACCGACAGUACCGGUCCGUCGGAUCCUCCUUCCCGCAAUAAGCGCCAUAAGAACAAACAGAAGGAACCAACGACGAGUGAGGACGAUGAAUUCCGGGCAUCUCUCCAAGCCAGUGGUCAAUAUUCCAUUUUGGAAAUUGACGCCGAUGGGAAUUGUCUAUUUCGAUCUCUGUCCGACCAGUUAUUUCACGAUUUGGGCAAACGUUACUAUCAAGAUGUCCGUCACGCCGUGUGCGAUUUUAUUGAACACCAUAAAGACGAUUUUAGUGUGUUUUUGGUAUUGGACGACGACGAUUGCAAAGACGAAGAAGACGCGGAAGAUUUUGAAAGUUACGUGGAACAAAUGCGACAAGACGGAGAAUGGGGUGGCAAUUUGGAGUUGGUCGCGGCCGCCCGGUUGUAUCGCCGCAAUAUUACCGUCUUUUCCGGACAGCAUUCCAUGAAUAUUCCACAUGGACUUACUGACACUAGCGACAAUGAAGGAGAAGAUUUAUUGCUCAGUUACCACGACAAUGAUCAUUACAGUUCCGUACACGAUCUCACCAAACGACACAAAAUAGCACCAUUGGCACCACCGGCCCAUUCGCUGAGUAAUGAAGCAGCCCCUCGAAAACGAAAGAGUGGCAAAAAAGCCAACAAUAAAAAAGAACCACCUGAAGAAAAAAAGGAAAUGGACGAACAACGACCGCCUCCACUGGAACCGGAAGGAAAGAGGGCGGACGAUGACGGCAGUGUAAUAGCAGCGGCAACACCACCAUCAAGCAAACCAACUCGCAAAAAUGCGACGUGUCCCUGUGGCAGUGGCAAGAAAUACAAAAAAUGCUGUUGGGCACAAGAACGUCACAAACAAAGAAUACAAAAGAAUAAACGACAACAAGAAGACGAACAAGAAGAAGAAGAAGAGGUGGAAGUGGUGCACGAAAUGAAUGGAAACUUUCGAGUGCUGCACAUUUGAUUUUUAGCAGAAGCAAUCAAGCUUGGCAAGGCAAGGCAGUCCACCACACACACAACAAUACUACUGUACUACAAUCUUUAUAGCUAAUAGGAACCAACUGGCUGGACGGCAGAAUC
This is a messenger RNA of Seminavis robusta, 1278 nucleotides long. NCBI's taxonomy places the organism in Eukaryota, Bacillariophyta, Bacillariophyceae, Naviculales, Naviculaceae. The record is from the annotation of a GenBank genome assembly.